AUGACCAGAGACUGCGGACACGGUACAGGAGAUGACCAGAGACUGCAGACUUUUGGGAAGCGUAAGGGGAGGGGAAGCGGGUACCCGAAUUUGACAGGUACCCGCUCCCACUUCUGCGGAGUUGUCCUCCCUCUCCAUUUUCUGGGACACGUAACAGGUCCCAGAAGACUGCCAGACCAUUCACAAAGCGCAGUGCUUCUCGCGCAUGAGCAAUGGGCUAUGAAACCGCAAGCUGUCACAGCUGGGUGCCCACACUAAAGAUGCCGGCGUUAGGGAGAGAAGACGGUGAGGACCAAGGAACAAGUAGGACCGAGGAGCAGGU
Messenger RNA from Staurois parvus, 322 nucleotides. The record is from the annotation of a GenBank genome assembly. Lineage: Eukaryota; Metazoa; Chordata; Amphibia; Anura; Ranidae.